UAGCGCCAGCGGGCGCUGCGGCCGCGGCGCCAUCUUGGGGACGCGACGGAAUGCUCUGACGAGGCGUGUUUCUCUUUUACUUUUCUUCCUGUUAUUUCGCACUCGCGUUUUUUGCGUUUGUAAAUCGCGAUUUGGAAGUCGCGCCCGCGCCUCGAUGUCGAUCGUCGGCGUUCGAAUCGUUUGAUCGGAAGGCGGAACGUGUCCGUCGAGAGAAACGUCACUGAGGUUAGGAAGCGUCCUACGGUCAUCGCUACGCGAUGGAUCUGUCAAAGGUGCCGAAUGAGAAGAAGCUGCAUCUUUGUAAAUGGUACUUCCGCGCUGGCUUUGCACUGCUGCCAUUUUUAUGGGCUGUGAAUGCGGUUUGGUUUUCGAAAGAGGCCUUUGUAGCACCACCUUAUGAGGAGCAGAAGCAGAUAAAGAGAUAUGUCAUCUUUUCAGCUAUAGGAGCGAUUAUUUGGACAGCUGCCUUAUUGGCUUGGAUAAUUGUUUUUCAAACUCAAAGAGCUGCAUGGGGUGAUUUUGCUGAUGCCAUCAGCUAUAUUAUUCCUACUGGCAUUCCUUGAGACUUUGUAUCAGUACGGGAUAAUUUGUUGCCGAAAUGUGCAUUAAACAAUUGUACAUUAAAAUUUGUAAUAUAUUUAUGUUGUAAUAUAAUUAUAAUUACGAACUCACAUGGUAACAUUUGAUAUUUAGCGUACAGUAAAAAAAAUAACAUCUUU
Pogonomyrmex barbatus (red harvester ant) is the source of this 719-nucleotide messenger RNA. It is a transcript of the gene pen-2, whose product is annotated as presenilin enhancer, gamma-secretase subunit. The record is from RefSeq and is a predicted model, not a curated record. Gene Ontology annotation, cellular component: gamma-secretase complex. Gene Ontology annotation, biological process: Notch receptor processing. Lineage: Eukaryota; Metazoa; Arthropoda; Insecta; Hymenoptera; Formicidae.